AUGUUGAUCAGCCGCCUCCUCCUCCUCCUCCGAUUUCUGAGUGCCCUCUCCCCUGCGGUUGCUCCUAUCCUCGCCGCCGGCUGGUACCCGCCCGUGUCCACCUCUCUGCCUGUCAUCUUUGCUAUCGCCGCGGGCGUUCUUUCGACGUCUGCUUCUGUCGUCGCGUGCAUUGCACUGGUGAGGCGCCGCACUCGCCUUGACACCUUCUUUGAAGGCAAAGGAGUGUAUCUGGAGACUCUCCAGGUCGCCGAGCGCGGGUGUGCAACCCCUUUCCAAUCGGCCAAGCAAAACAUUGAGGUAUGUCACCGCGCGCGGUGGACGCCUGAUGAGGUACCCGGGUGGGGCCACGACAGACGCUAUCGCCCUCCAGUUGCCGGUGGAGACAUUAGGGACCAAUCGCCUGCCGCCAAGGCCGGUGCGGAGACUGCUGCCAAACUUCUCCAGCGCUUCGCCGAAAACUACAGCAACCCUGGCAAACCCUGGCAAGACCCCCGUUUACAGCUGCCGCGGAGGCAAGGUCAUUACCGACAAGCCGCUGAUCCGCUGACCUGGCAGGCCAGGCUCGGCCGCCGUCUUUGA
Molecule: messenger RNA, 579 nt
Organism: Apiotrichum porosum
Lineage: Eukaryota; Fungi; Basidiomycota; Tremellomycetes; Trichosporonales; Trichosporonaceae
Exons: 3
Coding region: 1-579 (192 amino acids)
Source: RefSeq, a predicted model, not a curated record